Molecule: messenger RNA, 4096 nt
Organism: Lycium barbarum (goji berry)
Lineage: Eukaryota; Viridiplantae; Streptophyta; Magnoliopsida; Solanales; Solanaceae
Product: putative calcium-transporting ATPase 11, plasma membrane-type
Exons: 5
Coding region: 688-3561 (957 amino acids)
Biological process (GO): calcium ion transmembrane transport
Cellular component (GO): intracellular membrane-bounded organelle; membrane
Molecular function (GO): P-type calcium transporter activity; ATP binding; ATP hydrolysis activity
Source: RefSeq, a predicted model, not a curated record
AACGAGUGAAAGUAAAUGGAAGCCAUAGUUUGCUAGUCAGUAUCAUGAAGGACUGUGUGAAUUGUGAUUCUCUAAUCUCAUUUUCUUAUUGAGUCAUGCUUCUCUUUUAUCAUAAGUAUUCAAUUUCCAGGAAGAGUUGUGGCAUAGAGCUCGUUUGGAUUCGCUGAUUAAAAAUAGUACUCCCAAAGUUUCAAUUUGUUUGUCUUACUUUGACUGAUCAUGAAGUUCAAGAAAGUAAAGAAGACUUUUGAAUCUUGCCGUCUUAGACUAAAGAUAUGUAUAAUGUACCAGAAUGUUCUUUACAAUAUUGUGGUCUUAAACAUGUUAUGUGGGAUUUUAAAAUUAAAGAGUUGUCAAAUUAGUAAAAAGACUAAAAAGGAGAAGUAAGACAAAUAAAUUGAAAUGGAGGGAGUAACACUUUUAGGUGCUGAAGUUGAUUUUAUAUAUAACCAGUUACAAGUUUGGAUAGAAGUUCUGAAUCCGAUAAUAAACAACUAUGUGCUUGGUAAGAAGGUGUUGAUAAACACUUUUAUGUUUACCAAAUGCGUAGAUAAGUGAAAAUAAGCUAGUUUGACCAGCUUAUAAGCAUAGCCAGACACCCUUUUACACAACGGAGCUCAAGUUCAUGGAUUGAUUAAUUACUGGUGAGUACAGUAAGCCUCCGGAGCUGGUGUGGGAUAUGUUAUCAUGGAGGCUGAACAGGAAAAAUAUUUUUCAGUAGAAGCACAAGUAGCAGGUUUCGGAAUUCACCCUGAUAAACUCGCGUCGAUUGUUAGUUCGUAUGACAUUGAAACCUUAAAGAAACUUGGGAGAGUCGAAGGUGUCGCAAGUUGGCUGAGAGUCUCAUUGACUAUAGGAGUCAAAACCAGUGAUGUACCUGCCAGACAAAAUAUAUAUGGAUCGAACAAAUACACCGAGAAGCCUUUUAAGAGUUUUUGGACCUUUCUCUGGGAAGCUAUGCUGGAUAUAACUCUCAAUAUCCUCAUGGUUUGUGCUGUUGUCUCUAUUAGUGUUGGACUUGCCACAGAAGGGUGGCCAAAAGGAACGUAUGACGGGCUAGGAAUUUUACUUAGCAUAUUCUUGGUAGUCAUUGUUACUGCAAUUAGCGACUACAGACAGUCGUUGCAGUUCAGGGAUUUGGAUAAGGAGAAGAAAAAGAUAUUUAUCCAGGUCACUAGAGAUGGAUCCAGGCAGAAGGUUUCUGUUUAUGACUUGGUGGUUGGUGAUGUAGUUCACUUAUCUAUCGGGGAUCUGGUCCCUGCAGAUGGAAUAUUCAUAUCUGGAUACAGCUUGCUAAUUGAUCAGUCAAGCCUGUCUGGUGAGAGCGCGCCGAUAAGCAUAUAUGAAGGAAGACCUUUUCUUCUAUCUGGAACAAAAGUGAAAGACGGCUCAGCUAAGAUGUUAGUAACAACUGUUGGAAUGAAAACUGAAUGGGGUAAACUGAUGGAGAGAUUAGCAGAUAGAGUAGAAGAGGAGACUCCUCUGCAAGUUAAGUUGAGUGGUGUUGCUACUGUUAUUGGAAAGAUAGGAUUGGCAUUUGCUCUGCUGACGUUUAUGGUGUUGACUGUCAGAUUUCUGAUAGAGAAGGUACUUCACCAUGAGCUCGCGAAAUGGUCUUCCAGCGAUGCACUGACUCUACUAAAUUAUUUUGUGACAGCAGUAACUAUAAUUGUUGUUGCGGUUCCAGAAGGACUGCCUCUGGCAGUGACAUUGAGUCUUGCAUUUGCAAUGAAAAAGCUAAUGGAUAACAAGGCAUUGGUGAGACAUCUUUCUGCAUGUGAGACAAUGGGAUCAGCUACUUGCAUUUGCACAGAUAAGACAGGAACACUAACAACAAACCAAAUGGUAGUUAAUAAGAUAUGGAUUUGUGAAGAAGCUAAAAAGGUCGAAACUGAUGCAGGUGGCAAUGCAGUAACUUCGGAUAUAUCAAAAAAUGCAUUAGGCUUUCUUUUGCAGGCAAUAUUUCACAAUACAGGAGCAGAAGUAGUUAAGGAUAAGGAUGGAAAGAAGACGAUUCUGGGAACACCAACAGAAUCAGCAAUAUUAGAAUAUGGAUUGCUUCUUGGUGGUAAUAUUUAUGAGCAAAGGAAGGACUGUAAAUUGCUAAAAGUUGAGCCUUUCAAUUCAGAAAAGAAAAAGAUGUCUGUGCUUAUUGCUCUUCCGGAUGGCAAAAUCCGAGCUUUCUGCAAGGGUGCAGCUGAGAUAAUCUUUAAAACGUGUGACAGGUUUAUUGAUCUUAAUGGUGAAAUUGUUCAUUUGACAGAAAAUCGGACAAGAAAUACCAUGGAUGUCAUUAAUGAAUUCACCAGCGAAGCCUUGCGCACUCUUUGCUUGGCUUACAAAGACAUUGAGGAUGGUUAUGAAAAAAAUAGUAUUCCUGAUAGUGGCUACACACUGGUUGCUGUGGUCGGGAUUAAAGAUCCAGUUCGCCCUGCGGUUAAAAAUGCAGUAAAAACUUGUUUAGCUGCUGGAAUUACUGUGCGAAUGGUCACUGGUGACAAUAUUAAGACAGCCAAAGCCAUUGCUAAAGAAUGCGGGAUACUAACUGCUGAUGGUUUGGCCAUCGAAGGCCCAGAGUUUCGCAACAAAACUCCUGAUGAAAUGAGGCAUAUGAUUCCUAGAAUUCAGGUAAUCGCUCGAUCAUCCCCAAUGGACAAGCUUGUGCUGGUAAAUAAUCUAAGAGGUAUGUUUAAAGAGAUUGCGGCAGUUACUGGUGAUGGCACAAAUGACGCUCCUGCCCUCCACGAGGCAGAUAUUGGAUUUGCUAUGGGUAUAGCAGGAACAGAGGUUGCCAAAGAAAGUGCUGAUGUUAUAAUACUUGAUGACAACUUUAGCACAAUUGUGAACGUGGCUAAAUGGGGUCGUUCUGUGUAUAUAAAUAUUCAAAAGUUUGUGCAGUUCCAACUGACAGUCUGUAUUGUGGCUCUGAUGAUCAAUUUUAUUUCCGCAUGCAUUUCAGGAUCCGCUCCUUUUACUGUGGUUCAGCUUCUGUGGGUCAACCUUAUUAUGGACACUUUAGGUGCAAUUGCCUUGGCCACAGAAUCGCCUCAUGAAGGACUAAUGAGCAGGCCUCCUGUUGGAAGGGAAGUGAGUUUGAUUUCCAAGACGAUGUGGAGAAAUAUAAUCGGACAAAGUAUCUUCCAACUGGCUAUACUUUUAGUUUUCAACUUCGCUGGAAAGCAGAUUCUGAGUCUUGAAGGUUCAGACGCCACCAUCGUUCUCAGUACUUUCAUUUUCAACACAUUUGUGUUCUGUCAGGUAUUCAAUGAAAUAAACUGCCGUGACAUGGAGAAGAUAAAUGUUUUCCGUGGCAUUUUUGGCAGCUGGAUAUUCCUAGGUGUCAUAAUUUCCACAUUUGUUUUCCAAAUUGUCAUCGUUGAGUUCAUAGGUACAUUUGCAAGCACUACGCCUCUCAGCUGGGAACUAUGGCUGCUCAGUGUCUUAAUUGGUGCUGCAAGCCUGCUUGUUGCAAUAAUUUUGAAGUUGAUACCUAUUGAACAGAGGAAUACCAAGCACCAUGAUGGUUAUGAUCUACUGCCAAAUGGCCCAGACCUUGCCUAAGAGAACAGGAGAGCCAAUGGAUAAUAGGACGUCACAUGAUAUGGAACGGAAUGGCUCUUUUUCCUAUUCAAAGAUCAGCCUCCUGACUGUGUUUUUACAUCGAGAAUUAUUUGCAUAUGAAGAGAUAUCAAAGGGGCUUCUGCUUUCCAAACAGAUCCUUCUACACCUAUAUAUGGUUCAAUUGGUCCAGGUUCGAGUACUGUGAGACCUGGUUUUGAUGGUGAGAAACGGAAAACAAACAACCAAUGGAAAGAAAAUACGAGCUGAAGACUUUAACAAAAGCUCAUACACCAUUCAACCUCCAAGAACUAGUUCAAAGGUUUUUGUUUGAUAUUUAAUCAUUUUUUGUAGUUGCCUAGUUGGUGCUUGAGAUGUUGUUGGAAAUUCAUUUCUUGUUAGAACCUAAUUUUGUCGCGAUACAGGGUUUUUCAAUAGGAAAAAGAAAAGCUUCUUUUUGUUUGUGAAGACAAGUUGCUCGAGUGCAGAUUUUGAACCUUCAAAUUUAUGUUACUGGGGAUUGCAUUUUCACCUCUAA